Megalops cyprinoides (Indo-Pacific tarpon) is the source of this 2688-nucleotide messenger RNA. It is a transcript of the gene abhd8b, whose product is annotated as abhydrolase domain containing 8b. The coding region runs from base 365 to 1711 and encodes 448 amino acids. The record is from RefSeq and is a predicted model, not a curated record. Gene Ontology annotation, molecular function: catalytic activity. NCBI's taxonomy places the organism in Eukaryota, Metazoa, Chordata, Actinopteri, Elopiformes, Megalopidae. The transcript is spliced from 5 exons.
GCAGAAAAUGACACACGAGCACAGUUACAGUAGAUGCUAGUAGAUAAGAAUGUGUUACUAAAUACCUGACAUAUUCGCGAUGACAGUGGGUUCAUCAAGAUGUCAGGAACAAUAUACCCUUAACGCACAACGUUUGUUCAUUUAAACGUAGCCUAUAUAUUUCAUUCCUUUCGACAGUAACAUGUAAACCACAGAUGGAGAUACAGGCACCAAGUACAGCGCAGCAGAUUCCAGUUAAAUUAGAUUACUGGAUUGGCUGCAACAGAUUAUAGCUCGUCCUUUUCCACAACGCUUGGUUUACUGUGUCUUGGAAAGGUGCUAAACAUUUCUCACCUGCUGGAAUAAUCAUCACAAGGCAAGCACCAUGCUGACAAGCUUUAUGGAGGGGAUCCUGUGCUGCCUGACAGGAAAGUCCGCCAAUGUGGUGGUGCCCAUCGAGACCUCAGAGCCAGCAGAUGGCUUUGAGUUCGUGGAAGUGAAGCCAGGCAGGGUGCUUCGCGUGCGACACAUCAUUCCAGAGCGGCCGGCAGUGACUGAGCAGAUGACAGGGGAAGGGGGCAGCGUUCACUGCAAGCGCAAGAUCACUGUUUAUCGCAAUGGGCAACUGGUCAUUGAGAACCUAGGUGACAUUAUGCAGUCUGAGCUCCUGCACUGUCAGAAUGGUGACACAGAGCCCGGCAACACCGUAGAAGUGGAGCUCUCGGACUAUAACAGCUCUACCACUUCUACGGUGACCCCUGACCCCAAUGCAGCGCCCCCACCUGGACAGCAGCAGCAGCCUCCGCCUCGGCGGCGACGGCGUAAGCCAAAGCGUACAGUGGUGAUUGACUGUGAGCGGAAGAUCUCCAGUUGCAAGGGCACUCACUCUGACGUGGCACUAUUCUUUGUGCAUGGGGUGGGAGGUUCACUGGAUAUCUGGGGAAGCCAGCUAGACUUCUUCUCCCGCCUUGGCUAUGAGGUCAUCGCCCCUGACCUGGCUGGACAUGGAGUCAGCUCUGCUCCCCAAAUUGCUGCUGCCUAUACUUUCUAUGCUCUGGCUGAGGACCUGCGUGCCAUCUUCAAGCGAUAUGCAAGACGGCGUAACAUUCUCAUCGGACAUUCCUAUGGGGUGUCUUUCUGCACCUUCCUGGCCCAUGAGUAUCCAGAGCAGGUUCACAAGGUGGUGAUGAUCAAUGGUGGAGGUCCCACUGCCCUGGAACCCAGCCUGUGCUCCAUCUUCAACCUUCCUACCUGUGUGCUGCACCUUCUGUCCCCUUGUUUGGCCUGGAGCUUCCUCAAGGCUGGGUUUGCCCAUCAAGGUGCCAAGGAGAAGCAGCUUUUGAAAGACGGAAAUGCUUUCAAUGUGUCGUCCUUUGUUUUACGAGCCAUGAUGAGUGGGCAGUACUGGCCAGAGGGGGAUGAAGUGUAUCAUGCAGAGCUCACAGUGCCAAUCUUACUGGUGCAUGGCAUGCAUGACAAGUUUGUGCCCAUAGAAGAGGACCAACGAAUGGCAGAGAUACUCCUCCUGGCCUUCCUGAAGGUCAUUGAUGAGGGCAGCCACAUGGUAAUGAUGGAGUGCCCAGAGACGGUCAACACCCUUCUGCAUGAGUUUUUUCUGUGGGAGCCUGAGAGCUCAUCCACUGGGUCCAAGCCUAAGCAAGAACCUGAUAAAAUUCUUCCAAAUAAUGUUGAGGCCCAGCCUACAGCAGAAAGCAGGCACAAGGACAAGUAACCAACAGGGAUUAUGUUUCCAACCAAGUCAAUUCAGUGGCUUGUUCCAUGGCUGGCUGUGCUGGGCAUAUCUGCUCGCAGGCUGAGCUGUUUUAAAAGAGCCAGAGUCUGAGAAGGUCACAGGAGGCUACAAGAAGCUCCAAGCUUGAGCUGGACCUGAAUUCGUGCCACAGGAAAUGUACAGGAAGUGAAGACAAUAGGAACGGAAAGAGCCGAACACAACCUGAAGGAAAUCAGGGCAGCUAUGGUGGUGAAGGUUUGUUGUUUUAAAUCACUCUUCUUCAUGCAGUGACUUGUCUUCCCUGUGGCUUUGCCUGUGACAUUAUCUGGAACCUGAGAGAAAUGUGGAGUCUAGGGCAGAUGAACACACUGUCAGGAUGUGAAAGAAAGAUGAGAGGUUGUGAGCUGGUGAGUAGGGUCAUGGUGGACGAGAAAACAGUAACAUUUGCAGCGACUACUCAAGGGUGGGUAACUGGGGUUUCCUUUCACGAUUCUCCUCUGCUGGCUUAUGAGUGGCUUUGAAGUGAUGGUGAUACUGCAGGUGCAGUUGAGUAGCUCUGUUGGUAAGAAAUGUAUCUGUGUCACUCACAGUUAUGGAAGCACAGUGCCCAUUUCUGUUAAGCUUUUUUCCCUCUUUUCAUGUGAAGAGAUCAAUCCAUAAACUCAGGCAAGGCACCUUCAUGCAGGAGGCGAAGUUAACAGAAAUAAUUUUCUAUGUUUACUUGAUUGCAUUUUUAAAGUAAGGUGGAAAUAUUAACAUCAACUUAACUGAUACAUGUAAGUUGUUAUUCCUUAAAAUGCAUCAUGUAUACCAAGGCCAAAUUGGGCUUGCUGCUUAGAGGCAAAUGGACCACAGAAGUGAAGGAGAAAGCAUAUUUGUUGCACACUGAAUAUACUAUAAGUGGAGUGGGGAUAUGUAUCACUACACUCUUCUCAAAUUGCAGAGUGAUUUUUACUACGGUUAUGAUCUUAGGUUAG